Messenger RNA from Pseudomyrmex gracilis, 2904 nucleotides. RefSeq names its product nucleotide exchange factor SIL1 (gene Sil1). The record is from RefSeq and is a predicted model, not a curated record. NCBI's taxonomy places the organism in Eukaryota, Metazoa, Arthropoda, Insecta, Hymenoptera, Formicidae. The transcript has 4 exons. Bases 626 to 2035 code for a protein of 469 amino acids.
UAUUAUCAAAAUUCUCGAAAAACUUUGCCAACCAUCGUGAUAUACGUUAAACAACUUUGGUUUCUUGCGUUAAGAAGAUACAUAAAUAUAAUAGAAAAAUCGCAAUUUUUUGCCGAUUUUAUAUAUCCCAUCACAGGGAAUAAUUGAUCUUAUGCUGACUGACCUUAUUUACGACUACAUGUAAUUUGCGCGCCGUUGACUCCGUACGCGACAAAAUAAGCGAACGAUUCCGAAACAACGCUCGUCGUAGUUAGAUCUUUUAAUUUGAAAUUUCAAAAAUUAAAUUCUACAUGUGCACACACGUCCAUCGAGCUUGAAACAGAGCUCGAACGUGUGGCAAUGCCGCGGCGUCGUUAUUGGUCGGAGCCUCUAGUGGCGAAUACCGCAACUACACGUCGGCACAUUGUCCCACAUUGACGCAAUAAAUAACGAACGCAACACGUGAACAACGUUUGUGUGUCGUAUAAAAUGUCAUGCGGAGAAACGGACUGAGAUUAUCACGUCGCGUUCUGGCCAAAUCCUGACUGAUCGCUUUGUUAGUUCGCGAGCUCUCGUCAAAUAAUCGUCGCGCUUUCGAGAAAAAUCCACGUCCCCUCCGGUGUGUAACAACGAGAGCCUAGAGAAAAUGCGCACCGAAUCGUAUAUUCUGCUGAUUUACCUGUCGCUCGCGAUUUUCGGCGGCGCCGAAAAAAACGAGAGCGCGUUUGUGGCAACGAAUGAGUGGCAAACAGUGAAGAAGGGAACUCCCAUCCCUAAAGGACUUCACGUAAGACAUAAUUUUGCAACCGGAGUGACAGAAGCUAAAUUGAUGGACGAUGAAGAAGUUAAAGAGGACACUGAUGAAAGUGCAAAUCGAUCUAAUUCGAACUCGCUGACGUUACAUCCUGAUAAAUCAGUGCUCGAAAGUGAAGAAGAAGAACCUGUAAAAAUAAAGAAAGACUCGGUAUCUUUGAAAUUUCCUAUCGAUGAGUUAAAAGCAAGAUUGAAGAAGCUCAAACAAGAAGAAACAGAAAAGAACGGAGAAGCACUUCGAAAAAAUGAGAACCGUUUUAAGCGGUUUUACGAAACUUUAAAAGAAGAGCUCAAUGCUCUCAAAGUCAACGUUACCAGCGAUUCAGAAUUAUUAAAGAAGUUUUUCCAAAAAUUUCAAUUUUACAAAAAUAGUAUCACCACAGGGACAUUAUCCGUUGUAGAAACUGAGGAAGUUUUAGAUAUUUUGAACAACUUGGAAUAUCUUCUUCAUCAAAUCGAUAAUGCUAAAAUAUUCUCAGAUAUGGACGGGUUGAUUCAGAUUAUAUCGCCAUGUCUCAAUGGAACUAACAAUGAAAUAAAGUCGGAAGCUCUACGGCUUUUGGGGGCAGCCGCUCAAUCGAAUCCCAAAGUGCAAGCUAAAGCGUUGGAAAACGAUUUUAUUCAAAAAGUGUUGCACGUUUUAUCCACAAACACUAAAACCGAAGUGAGAUCGAGAUGUCUCUUCGCCCUAAGUGCCUUAAUACGUCAGUUCCCAGCCGCGCAAAAAGCUUGGAUCGAUCAUGGCGGUUUGCAGUUACUUGGAAAGAUUCUUUACGACGAUCAGUUGCACAUACAAAUGAAAGCGAUGAAACUAAUUAAUGAUCUAACGAUCGAGAGGCAAAAUUUGCAAGAGAUUAACGACGUCGACCAACGUCAGCAGAAAACAAGGGAAUAUGAUAUUACGGACUUUGAGCAGAAAUUAGUGAGGCACGAUUACUGCAAACUCCUGAGCAACUUGAUGGUCAAGUGUUUCAGAGAAAAACUAGCUAACAAAUUCAGUAUAGAAAAUAACGAUUUUCUCGAAGUAAUUUCAGAUAGCAUGAUCACGGUAACUCCUAUUUGUAGUGCCGACUUUAAAAACUAUAAAUCUUCUAUUCUGCAUGUUAUAGACAGUCUGUUGUACUUUUAUCAAAAUCUAAAUAUUAAACUCACAGUGGAUGAAACUGACGUUCUAAAGAGUCUGAUAUCACUGAUCGAAAGAUUAAAGAUUACUAUAUUCGAAACUCCUCAUGAUGAAUUGUGAACCCUUUAAGUUUGAUAUUUUAAGGCAAUCGAAGAAAAAUAUCAAGAAUUAAACUGAAUUACAACCUUGCCGAGACAGACGCAAAAGUGCAAUUGUGUACAAUAAUAUCGUCUAUAUAAUAGUGUAGAGGUUUCUAAUGUGUAUUUGUUUGUGGACUAUAGCGGUAAGAAGUCGUGUAAGAGAAAAAAAUAUCGAUCAUAAUAAUGAUAGUUUUGAAAGAAAAAAAAACAUUUAUCUGCGAAUGAAUGAUUAGCUAUACAAAGUUUGCAAAAAAAAAUAAAAAUAACAAAGCAAAGCAUUCGUCUAUAAAUUACAAAAUAAUAUUUUAUUAUUCUAGACUAGAUGUGAUAUCGUAUAUUCCUAUUGUAAAUAGCUCUUGUACUUGUAUCUCGAUCAGUAGAAACAUGAAAGUUUCUUGUCUCUUGCGCCUAAAUUACAAGUGUUACACACCAAUUUUAAUUCAAUGUUUAAAACAAUAAUGAAUGUUUUCUCGUAACUUUUAUUGUCUUAGAUUAUUAUUGUUAUUAAUAAUAACAAUAAUAAUAACAAUAAUAAUUUGUUAUUAAUAUUAUCUAUUGAAUAUUUUUAAUCGCUCAAAAACUGUGUUCUUUCAGAAGAGACAAGAACUGAAGAUUGAUUUAAUCGUUUAUAAAAGCUCAAUCAAUAGUCCGUAUACAUUUUCUGUGAAACAACUAAAAACAUUUUAUUUUAAGUAAAAUGACUGAGCUAUGUGUACAUAUAUAUAUAUAAUAUAUUAUAUAUAUAUAUUUGUAAGAUUUAGUUAUAUUUGCUAUUAGCCAUUAAGACUAGAUAAUGUACAACACUGUUAUGUUUUUUCUCUGUGUUAAAAAUAAUUAUUUAAUAAAUUA